AGUUCAGCUCCUCCUCCCCUUCCCCACGCCACAUCAUCCAAUCGCCGCCCACCAAACACUUCUACCUUUUAUCACAAGGUUAUAUUGCUUGGCUCCUCCUGUCACUUUAAGUCAAAGAAGGGAGGGGAAACGUGGCAUGUCUCAUGAUUGGCUGAUGAAAGCGUCUGCCGCUGUUUUUCAAGAAGCGGAAACUGAGAGAAGAAGGACGAGGCCGGCUGGUCACAUAUCUCUCGAUCCCACCCUCCCUUUUUUGCACAGGGGUGCGCGUGCUACCGUGUCUGUUGGUUGGGCGUCCUGAGCGCGAGUCUGAUGGGAGCGUGCGAGUGUGUUAAAAAAGGAUACUGUUGUAGACCUCUUGGUCACGAGGGCGCAGGAGGAAGAGGAGGGGAGUUUAGAGAAAGAGACAGGCAGUACCUGAAGUCCAUGCACCUUUAAAGGGAGCAGCGAGGGUGCCAAGGAAGAAAGGAAAGCAUUGCUUAAGGAAAAAUGGAAAUGCCCCAGCCUACACAGCAGAAGCAGCUGCUUAGCCCCCCUUCCCCGCUUUCCUAAAACCAGUCAGAACCCCCUGUUGCAGGCAACAGUUUAUGCCCUCUCCAGUAAACCUCUGAGUCGGUGUUACAAGCCAGCUGCCUCAAGUGCAACUGAAAGGACUUUGCACCUUGAUUGACCCCCCCCCGCACAUUGUUAGAGCACCUUUAGCGACACGCCCUCAUCUUCUAGCUGUGCUUCCUCCCCUUUCCAUCUAUACUCUUAUUAGUUGCUCCCUCCCCGGCCAGCUCCAUGGCAUGUUCCCAGCAGCAGGAAGACACCUGCUCGACCUCUGCAUUGGCAACAAAGAAUUGUGCAGAUAUGAGCACCAGGAAAGUGGCUCUCAUCACUGGUAUCACGGGCCAGGAUGGCUCAUACUUGGCAGAGUUCCUGCUGGAAAAGGGCUAUGAGGUGCAUGGAAUUGUUCGUAGAUCGAGCUCUUUUAACACAGGACGGAUUGAACAUCUUUACAAAAACCCACAGGCUCACAUAGAAGGAAACAUGAAGUUACAUUAUGGCGAUCUCACAGAUAGCACUUGCCUGGUGAAGAUAAUUAAUCAAGUGAAGCCCACUGAAAUUUACAAUCUUGGAGCUCAGAGCCAUGUCAAAAUAUCUUUUGAUUUAGCUGAAUAUACAGCUGAUGUUGAUGGAAUUGGCACUUUACGGUUGCUAGAUGCCAUCAAGACGUGCAGCCUCAUAAAUUCUGUGAAGUUCUACCAAGCUUCAACAAGUGAACUUUAUGGGAAAGUGCAAGAAAUACCACAAAAAGAGACCACUCCUUUUUAUCCCAGAUCACCAUAUGGGGCAGCCAAACUAUAUGCAUAUUGGAUUGUUGUGAACUUCAGGGAGGCCUACAAUCUCUUUGCUGUGAAUGGUAUUCUCUUCAAUCAUGAGAGUCCUAGGAGAGGGGCUAAUUUUGUAACUCGAAAAAUCAGUCGUUCCGUUGCUAAGAUCCACCUGGGCCAACUGGAAUGUUUCAGUCUGGGCAAUCUGGAUGCCAAGAGAGACUGGGGUCAUGCCAAGGACUAUGUUGAGAACGGACCUCCUGAUAAGAUGGUAUCUGGAGGAGGCCCUCAUCUGCAGAGUGCAGUGAUCAACUGGGUAUGUAAGGGGUAUCCUGGUCCCAAGUUUGAAGCCCUAAAGAUAACAAAGCCUAUCAAAGGUAGUGGAAGUCUUCCCUAGGCCUGUUGCAGUCUUGUUCUACCCUUGUACAAGAAUAAGCCAGCUACACAAAGCUUAAAGACUUGUUGCAGAGCUACCAAGUUCUGUUAAUUCCAGAUAAUGUUAUGGAACAGAAAGCCAGUGCUGUGGGGCAUCUUUUUCCAAGUAUCCAUCUAGAAAAUAGCCAACUUUCUAAUGAUAAAAGGGACAGUGGUAUUUUCAAGAACUAUCUAGGUGUUCUGUUUGAUUAUUCUCAGAGACAUAAUGAACUAACAAGCUACCCAGUAUAAUAAAAAAUAAGACUAAUGAUAAGAUGCUUCAGAGGAGUUUGAAGAUCUCUAUCUUGGCCUUGUCAGAGAAGAUGCUUCCCUCAAGGCUCUGGAGUUGAAGGCAGAGUCCAUGGGGAAAUAUGGGAUUCAUUCUAUAGAAGAUUGGAUCCAAAAGUGCCCUUCUACCAAUGGAAGGAGUUCUGCUCACAGAAAGAUGGUUGGAAUCCAGCCAUCACUUUUGGAAGAUGGGAUCUAGCAGUAGCAUUCUAAUAGUAAAGUGGCAGGCAACAGUGUGGUUUUGUCCUUCCUCUUUUGUUGAUGUCAUCUUGUUACCAUAGUUGCUGUCAGAGGUUAUUCAUAUGUUGUGAAUCAGGAGCAAUGUAAUAGUGGACAAAUAUAUUCACAUAACUUCUGUGAGUAGUGUAUACUGGAGAUGUUGGAUUUCCUUUGAGUACUUUUCUUCCCCAUUAUAAUUUUCAUCCAAGUAAACUUCCCUCGGGGCCAAUUCAUAAUGAAUUAGCUCAUUGUCAGCAUACACAAGAGGUGAAUUGGCCUUCUUGAAUUAAUAAAAGCAUUCAGUUGCUGCAGCACUAAGUGGCAUGCUCCUCUUGUGUUUAUUUUCUUGUAGGUGAACUUGAAAUAGUUUCCUUCCUUUCCUCCCUCUGAUGUCAGGUACAAAAUUGUUUACUCAGUUCAAGGAUGCUGUGCAUGAUUUGACAUAGCCCAGCACAUUGUCUUCAUUGCCAGCAGUACACCAUGGGAAAUAUUUCACCAGCAAAUGAAUAGGACACCCAGUUGACCUUAGAGUUAAGAUUUAGCGAAUUGCUUGUAUGAAGAAGAAGAAAAAAUCACCUUAGGCAACAUAGGAAGAUUUUACAGACUUCCAAUUCAGUCAUGUUUAACAAAAAAGCUUAUUAAACUUUUUCCCCUUUUGUAUCUGGUAUAUCUCAAAAGCACAUAUGUCCUUUUACAAUGAAACAGCUACCUUAUCAAAACAACAGUAUAGUUUUGUCGUGUCUGUCAGCCGAAUAAUGAAAAUGGAGCAAUGAUUUAAUGGACACGAUUUAAUUUUAAUUGAAUAUAUAUGUCCCUGUGUUUGUUUUAUAGGCUAUAAAGGUGCCUCUAGGGCUUUUGCAAGAGGAAUUUUGAAAUUUCUCUUUACUGUGCUGCUAAUAUCAGAAACUUAUUGUUGGGAUAAUUUUACAUGUAUUGCUGCAUACAGUAGUGCCAUUUCAGGUUUCAGAGGAUGUCAGGGGCAAAAAGAGACUUCAGUGAAGGGUGGGGAAGAUUAAAUUGCUCAGAGCACUAUAUUUUAAAAGUAUGUAUUGUGGUUGCCUCUUUAUAUUUCAUAAUAGCGAGAGAUAAAGAAGAUCACGUAUCAACUUUCCAUAUGAAGAGUUUGGGGACAUUUCUGACAGUGGAACUUAAACCAUUUAAAACUAUGCAUGAGAUUGAGUUCUGUGAUAUCCUUUCAUGAACUCCUAAGUGAGUGCUGUGUCUAAAUGUCGAAAUGGAAGUAUAUUGGUCAAUUAAUCACUGCCAAUGAGCCAUAACAUGUCAAAGCACCAUUUCAUGUUAACCUUCUCCUGAUGUUUGUAAAAUCUAAAACAGCGACCAGACAGCGUCUGAUACUGGCCACACUACUUUUUAAAAUUUUGGAGCAAAAUGUGUAUGAAAUGCUAUAGAUUUUUCCACUAUCUAUGUUUAGGAUUUCUGCUUGAUUUUAACUGAAGGUACUUACAAAAGUUAUUGUGAACACUGAAAAUACAUAUUUUAAAACAAUCCUGCCCAAUUUCCUUAUUCAAGUUGUUCAUACUACUAAAUUGGAUACCAUAUUAGAAUUCUACAACAGCAGAUACUAGGGGAGUUAACUGCAAGUUUUUUAAAACACAAAGUCGGUCUAAUUUUGACCUGUUCUUUUUUCCUUAGCUUUUUCAGUAGAACAGGUGAUGGUAAAUAUAAUUGUUGUGUAAGUAACAAUUCACAAUCUAAAUAUUAAUAGUAGUUAUUCUCCUAAAACAGAGUGGAUUAUUAAUGUAUAACGUAAUCCUUCUUUUUGGCUUUUCUGUUUUGCAUUCUUUCCCCCACGCACAGCAAAAGUAAGUUAGGUCACAGUAUUAUUUUGACAAACUAGGAAAAUUAAAAUCUUGCGACAAGCAAAGCAUUGUGUUACUGGUGAAAGGAAAUGCAGGAAGAAACUCUCCUCUACUUUGCUGGCCCAUUUAUGAAAUUUGGUCACUGGUACAAAGCCAUGCAGCUGCACAUAAUAUAAAGUAAGUUUAUCUGCAUAUUUGGUGAGUUUAUAACUUCCCCAGGGUAUUUUAACAUUAAAAAUAGUGAUUGUUAACCCAGUCCAUCUGAAUUUAAAUAUAAACUUAUUUUGCUAGAAACAGAAUAGCAUCUAAAGUACUCUUUGUAUCUUUUUUCUUGUGAGUAAAGGUUUACAUAUAUUUUAGCUGAAUUGUAUCUGCUUUUAUAUGCCUCAGUAUAUGCAUAGGUGCUCAGAUCCAUGUGAUAAACAAAGAUAGGAACUCCCUGUGAUACCCUUGGAACAUACAUAUUGUCUGCUUUGUAUAGUAAUGCAAAUGUUUGUAAAAAUAAUAAAAUGAGAUGUACCAUCAUAAUUCUUCAUACAUUUUAGACUGCAGUGAUAAAUGAAUUGUU
Rhineura floridana is the source of this 4622-nucleotide messenger RNA. It is a transcript of the gene GMDS, whose product is annotated as GDP-mannose 4,6-dehydratase. Gene Ontology annotation, molecular function: GDP-mannose 4,6-dehydratase activity. Gene Ontology annotation, biological process: GDP-mannose metabolic process. Bases 781 to 1710 code for a protein of 309 amino acids. The transcript has 9 exons. Lineage: Eukaryota; Metazoa; Chordata; Lepidosauria; Squamata; Rhineuridae. The record is from RefSeq and is a predicted model, not a curated record.